UUCAGUUCAAAACCCCUCCCCUCUCGCUCCACUUUCUCUCUCUAGAAAAGAGCUUUUUGGCUUUUGAACGAUCUUUGAUUGGAUGAACGGUAAAUAUUCAGUAAUGCAAUGAUGCAUACAUACACUGCAGUGUAGAGCUUGCGUAUGAUUAUCGAGAUUGUGUGUAACUGAAUCAGAAGAAAUGCCGAUCAAUAGAUAUCAGAUACGAAAUGUAUAUAGUUUAGCCGAUCCAGAACUGUACAAAGCAUCUGAUAAAGAUGAUCCUGAAGCUUUGCUUGAAGGUGUCGCCAUGGCCGGUCUCGUUGGUGUUCUCCGUCAGCUCGGUGACCUAGCAGAGUUUGCUGCUGAGAUUUUCCAUGACUUGCAUGAAGAAGUGAUGGCAACUGCUGCUCGUGGCCAUGGUCUACUGGUACGUGUUCAGCAGCUUGAAUCCGCAAUUCCUCCAAUUGAAAGGGCAUUUCUGUCCCAAACAUCCCAUUCAGCAUUUUUCCUCAAUUCAGGUGCUCAUUGGCAUCCUAAUCAACGAACAACACAGAAUCUUAUCACUACGGGAGAUUUACCUCGAUUUGUCAUGGACUCUUAUGAAGAAUGCCGUGGUCCACCUCGAUUAUUUCUUCUAGACAAGUUUGAUGUUGGUGGUGCUGGUGCAUGCUUAAAACGCUACACUGAUCCUUCAAUUUUUAAAGUGGAAGCAUCAUCAUAUGAAGUUGAAAUUGCUGAAACCCAGAGGGAGAAAAAGAUCCGCCAGACGAAGAAAAAAGGAUCAAGAUGGAAAGGUGGAGAGACUCCUGAGGUUUCACAGUCUUCACAUGCCAAGCUCCAUCAGUUAUUCCUGGAGGAACGAGUUCAGACUGGUGCAACUGAAGCUGCACGCCGUGUGAAACUGAAGAAAAGGCCAAACAAAUUUCCUCUCGACUCAGAAAGCGGAGAAAGUUACAUGAACAAGUUGUUAGAUUCUGCAUCACGUGCCCAUGAAGUUGCUGCUGCUCCCUCUAAUGGAUCAAGGCUUGGCGAUGGUAACGUAAUGGAGUCAGCUUUGGGCUCACCAAUGAAAAACACAAGGUCAUGUGUAUCUUCGAGGAAAAUAGCUGAAAGUCAGCCUUCAAAUAAUGAUGAUCUUGAGGUAGAUAAUAAUCAAACAACAGUUGAUAAUGAAAUACGCACAGAUGGUCUUCAAAAUGCCUAUCCAUCUGAGGAUUUUGCAAGUGAGACCGACAACUACAUGGAUGCUCUUGCUACAAUGGAGUCAGAGGUUGAAACAAGCAUAACUAUGAGAACAUAUUCUGAUGCCAACAAACAUCAACUCCGAUCUCAAUUAUCAGAUUCUCUAUCAGUAGAGAAUUCAACUGUAUCCAAUGAUGGGAAUAAUUCAAUCACCAAGGGAAUAUCUGUUUCUGGGAAUUCUGAUACUAUGAGCACUUCAACUGAAAAUGCAUCACCAGUUGGUGCUGAUUCACCUUCUCAACCCUUUGCAUGCGUUGAGAUUCCCUUUCGUCCACGAACUACACCCAUUACUGAUAACAUUCCUGUGACCGAAAAUCCAGGCCAUGAUAUCACAAAUGAUACUUAUAUUGAUGUGAGCAAGGUGUCAAUUGUGGAUCAAGUAGCAAGUUUCGAAGAAGGUACAUUAGAUACAAAUGAAGCGUGCUCAGACCAUACUGAAAAGCUUGAUACUUCAAGAAAAAGUGAUGACCAUCAAAUCUAUACGAAAGAUACUGCUAAGUGUAUAUCUGAACACUCAGACGUUCUUCCAGUGGCUGAUGGUCUAUCUUCUUUUUCUUUUGUCAAAAAUCUUAAGGGGGAUUUAGACGAUAAGCAUCCUAAUGACAGCUCUAUCCCUAUGAGUCUUCUUCCAAACAUCUUGGAGACAACCAAGAAUCAAACCAGAUAUGAUUUGGAGAAUCGGAGUACAGAUUCAGUUGUUAGUUCGUCACAAUCAGUUAUCUCUCGUGUAGAUGAGCUGUCCAGUGACACUACUUUCAAUGAUAAUAAUUCUGUAACUGAAGAACAGUUAAAAGAUAAAGGAGAAGGCGUGUUGGUUAUAUCUGAUCAAGCAGAAGCUAGAGUCUCAUAUUCUAGUGGGCAUGAGACAGAAUCACAUAACUCAGAAAUUGAAUCUGUAACUGUUGCUGCUGCUAAUAAAAAUGAAUGUGUUGAUGAUUCUGUUCUCAAAGAUGGAACCGGAAUAGAAUCCAAGGAGAGUGAAAUAGAAUUAGCAUAUUCUGAUGAUAAGGGUCUUGGAGAUGAUACUAAAUUGGAGCGAAUAGAAGCAGAUUCUGUUAACUCUGAUAUGGAAACACAUUGUGCUGUUGUUCUCCAUGUUGAUGUUGAUAGGCAUGAUGAUAAUGAUCAUGCUGUUUCUGAACAAGAUUCUAAGGAAUCUGGUGAAAAGGAGGAAGUUGAUAUCCCGUUGUUAAAUUCAAAAGUCGUGCAGAAUCAUAAUCAUUCUUUUCUUGCAGAAAUGGAUCAAAAUCAAGAAAUUGUUUUACCUGAACCUUGUGUUUCAAAUGCACAAUUAAUUGAUAGUGCUCAUGAAGCAACUGCAUUCACAGAAUCCGAUGAUGACUUGGAAUCUAAAACUCCAAAUCACAUUGAUAUACUAGAAGAUAAGGUUGACCGAUCCAGCAGUCAACUUCAUAUGCAAUUACCUCUUGGAACCGAGGGCUCUCAGUUGGAUUCUCUGACCCAAGUAGAUCAUGAAACACACAUUGAAACUCAUUUACAAGACUCGCCAUCCUUUUCUGAAUCAGUACUGGUUUCUGAACAACGACCUACAAUGGAGUUAAGCAGUCAUGACAUAAUCUCUGACCAAGAUGACAUCGUUGCGCCAUGUGAUCACGAAUCAAAUGUGUUCACCGAAGCUGACCAUGACUUAGAAUCUAAAUCUUUCAACCAUGGUGAUCACGUUGAUGUUUCUGAAGCCUCUGCACAAUCAUCUCUUGUGGAAGAUAAGGUUGACCAACUUCAUGUACCUGUAUCUGAAAAAUCAUCUACAAUGGAGUUAAGCACUCAUGACAUCAACCUCUUUGACCAAGUCAAACACCAAUCAUCUCCAGUGUCUUCUGGUUUUGACAUACUUCCCCAGUUACCGCCAGUCAAAGUGGAAGAUCCGCCACCAUUGCCGCCUCUUCCGCCUAUGCAAUGGAGGAUGAGAAAGCUUCAGGAUUCUUUGUCAACUCCAACAAAUGGUGGUCAACAUAGUGGCAAUCACUUCCCUCCAUUUUUCUCAUCCACAUCCGUUCAAAGCCCCGAGGUGGUUGGUCAGUCAACAAUAGACGAGCCUAUAAAUGUGGAUACUGAGAAUAAUAAAAACUCACACACACAGCACAAUGAAGUAAAAUCUGCUGAAAACUUGGUGCCACAAGCAGCAGCAGUUGAUCCACAUCAAAUGCCAACAGUUUCUUACCAAGAAGUUUUCUGGCCAUCUUCAAGCCCGUAUCCGCUUCCUCCCAUUCUUGAUGAAAUGCAAAUAAAUAUUCGACCUAUGAAAAUACAGCGACCUCGCAGUCCUCUAAUUGAUGCAGUUGCUGCUCAUGACAAAACCAAAUUGAGGAAGGUCUCAGAUCGAGACACAAUUCACAUACCAAAGGGAGACGAAAAAGAUACUUUACUGGAUCAGAUACGGGCAAAGUCCGUCAACUUGAAACCAGCCGUCCAGACUAGGCCAAGCAUUCAGGGUCCUACUACCAAUUUGAGAGUAGCUGCUAUUCUAGAGAAAGCAAAUGCCAUUCGCCAGGCGUUCGCUGGAAGUGACGAUGAUGACAGUGACAAUUGGAGUGACUCAUGAAAUGAUACCUCAAACGCCGACACCAUUUGUAGUUAAUCCACCAAUUUUUUACCAGGUUACCACAAUAUCGAAUUUUGUUGAUGAGAGUUUGUGGUAAGCUGGAUCUUUACUGCUUGUCUACAACAGUUUUUACUGUAAUAUAUUUUCUACUCGAUACAACUCUCCAAUCAUAUACAAGUAAAAUAGGUAAAGCGUGCGAGUCUAGUGUGUAGCAAAAAAAGUUGAUUCUUUUAGCUGUAUAUGGGAAUGGGUAAAUUCGUUACACAAUGAUGAACAGUUUGUGGAUAUAAACUCCCUGUUAUGCGUGGGUACUACA
This is a messenger RNA of Helianthus annuus (common sunflower), 4103 nucleotides long. Its product is annotated as protein SCAR2. Gene Ontology annotation, molecular function: Arp2/3 complex binding; protein kinase A regulatory subunit binding. NCBI's taxonomy places the organism in Eukaryota, Viridiplantae, Streptophyta, Magnoliopsida, Asterales, Asteraceae. Bases 182 to 3787 code for a protein of 1201 amino acids. The transcript is spliced from 9 exons. Gene Ontology annotation, cellular component: cytoskeleton. Gene Ontology annotation, biological process: actin cytoskeleton organization; positive regulation of Arp2/3 complex-mediated actin nucleation. The record is from RefSeq and is a predicted model, not a curated record.